Molecule: messenger RNA, 204 nt
Organism: Lathyrus sativus (Indian pea)
Lineage: Eukaryota; Viridiplantae; Streptophyta; Magnoliopsida; Fabales; Fabaceae
Source: the annotation of a GenBank genome assembly
AUGGACUUUAUUCAAUCUCAGGGUUGCAACACUUCUUCAGAAUCCUCAUCAAGCAGGGUAGUCUCUCCUAUUGAAGGCAUUAUUGAGGAGAUGCAAUCAAAGAUUAGAAGGCUUGAAAGGUGGCUUGCGAUAAAUACGGUUUUAUGGACAUUUCUAAUGUCACCAAUUGUUGGUUAUUCACUUUAUCAAAGAAGGCGUCAAUGA